AUGAAUGAAGAAAAUAGUAGUGGCGCUGGGCCUAGCAUUCAAAUUAGUCUUGAAAUGAUGUUGGUUUUGGAGGAAAUGAGGAAUAUAUGGAAGACUAUUAGGGGAGAUCAAGAAAAUACGGAUACAAUUAAGGUAAACACUGAUCGUGUGGAAGAACAAGAUCGUAUAAAUAAUCCGGAGCGAGAAGGUGAGAAUAAACGAAGGUGUACUUACAAGACCUUUAAGGAUGCUGAUCCCCCGAUAUUUAAAGGAGAUUUGGAUCUGCAUGUUGCGAAUACGUGGAUUAAGGAAAUGGAGAAAGUGAUAGAAAUUUUUGAAUGCUUGGAUGAACAAAAGGUGAAAUUCGCAACACACUUUUUAAGGGGGGAAGCAGUAUUUUGGUGGGACACUGUUAAACAGACGGAAGAUUGUUCAACAAUGACUUGGACGAGGUUUAAGGAGUUGUUCUUUGAUAAAUAUUUUCCUACGUGUAUGAAAAAUGAGAUGGAGAUGAAGUUUUUAGGAUUGAAGCAAGAAGGAAUGUCGGUGUCAAAAUAUUUGUCGAAGUUUUUGGAACUUUCUAGGUUUGCCCCACAUCAGGUUAAUACUGAAGUUAGGAAAUCUAGGAUUGCAGAAAGGGAGUAUGAAGCUCGCACUCAAUUUUUCAACAACAAGAAAAGAGGUCGAGAGACAGAAUUUAGCGUUAACUUAGGAUAUAAGAAGGAUAACAAGAAGUUUCAGAAGACAAAAAAAGAGGGUUUCGGGGGAUAUGAUAGGAAGACCACCAUACCGGAGUGUAAGAAGUGUGGAUUGAAGCAUGGUGGUGACAUUUGUUACCGAGCAGAUGGGUUGUGCUAUAAUUGUGGAGAAAGGGGGCAUAUAGCGACUCAAUGCCCAAAGCCGAAAGUGAUUUCUUAUCAAGGGAAUGCCCACAGAAAGGAGUAA
Molecule: messenger RNA, 924 nt
Organism: Daucus carota subsp. sativus
Lineage: Eukaryota; Viridiplantae; Streptophyta; Magnoliopsida; Apiales; Apiaceae
Exons: 2
Coding region: 1-924 (307 amino acids)
Molecular function (GO): zinc ion binding; nucleic acid binding
Source: RefSeq, a predicted model, not a curated record